GGAAGAAAUUCAGAAAAUAAAAUAAACCCACCACAUGGACAGCAAUUUGAAGAUGGCUCCUUUGUUUCCAUCUCCUCUAGAGCGCCCCGUUGAUUCAGCUCUCCUCCUCCUCUCCACCACACCUCUUUCUCUAUCUCCUCUCAAGUUGAAUUCCGGUGCCGAGGCGUCAAAGGACAGAAAGAACAGUGAAGAGAGCUUGAGCAUGGCUUCAAUUGGAUCGAAAUCAUCCUCUUCGUAUCUCACCAGUGAUAUUCCCUCUAAGGAGGUUCGACCGCAUAAGCUGAGCUUUGUCGCCGUUGAAACUAGCUGCCAUGAACUCAUGAAACUCAAGGUCGUGGCAUUUUCUGCAUGUGAUGAUCUUAAAACAGGAGGCAAAUCCCAGGGAUCCAUGUCCACAAGGGCAUCGUGCUUUUCGAGCAGCUCCAGCGCUAUCUCAAGCGCACAAAGCAAAUACUUCGCUGGGGUUGAGAAAAAACCGACAGCAAAUCUUGAGAAAUUAAGGAAGAAGCGAGGCAUCUCAAGUCAAAUGCGCAGCCGAGAUGAAGGGAUUCUAAAGUUACUAUCCGGCGGUGGUAGGGACGGAAACGGAUCCCACGAAACAGGAUCCCUCCCAUUCCCAUUAAUGGGAUUUUCACGAAGAUUUUAGAUAAGGGGUAAAAAAAUGUCUCCUGUUCCUAUACUCACACAGGUAUAUGAAUUUUCUAUUAAAUAUUAAAUAUGUAA
This is a messenger RNA of Rubroshorea leprosula, 723 nucleotides long. The record is from the annotation of a GenBank genome assembly. NCBI's taxonomy places the organism in Eukaryota, Viridiplantae, Streptophyta, Magnoliopsida, Malvales, Dipterocarpaceae.